Molecule: messenger RNA, 1293 nt
Organism: Dinoponera quadriceps
Lineage: Eukaryota; Metazoa; Arthropoda; Insecta; Hymenoptera; Formicidae
Exons: 3
Coding region: 1-1293 (430 amino acids)
Source: RefSeq, a predicted model, not a curated record
AUGGGGGCGACCCGCACCUUUUUUAAUUUCGUCCAAGAGCGUGGCGCGGUGUCACCUCAUUUUCGUUCCGAUCACGACGCGGUAACGAUGGGCACCCUCAUCGUCGUCCUAAUAGCCGUCGCCGUGCAUUGCAGUGAGACGCGUUGCGACACACCACCGGCCGCGAUCAUCGUCCAGCCCGCUGACAGAGGCUUCUCGAUGGGGCCGACGAACGACAGUCACGUGACCGACGAGGGAUUUUCCCCGAGGAGCCCGAGUAAGCUGACGAAGAUACAGAAGGAGUCGAGGACGAGCCUGGAGGCGAGCAACGAAGUGAACAGGAGGAAGGCGCGAUUGUUAGGAGGCCUCGCUUUCCUAGCCGGCCUCAGUUUCGGCGGAUUGGCUACUGCGGCGUCUUCCACCGUGAAGACCAUCGCCAAGAUGCCGCAGGCGUCCUUCAUCUUGAAUCUAGGACCUUCGAAGGCCUCGCCUUACUUCGCCGCCUAUUACACCCCUUACUCCUUCCUACCUUACCCGCUCCUUUAUCACGGCCCGUUCGCCUCGUCGACGGCCGAUCCCUCGAAGCCCCAAGUGUCGCAUCACGACGCAUCGCCGCCGCAGGUGAUCAGCGUGUCCGUCAACAGAGAGCCGACGACGGAGGAUUUCGCGGAGAAGAACGACGAGUACGAGGAGAAGGAUCCCGACGACGAUAAGAGCGCGGACGGGGCUGAGGAUCGGCCGGAAUUGCGGGCCGAUCGGAACGCGGAAGAGAAGGUGGUGAUACGUGGCUGUAAGGAGGGUCAGAGGAAGCACGACAGUUUCUCCAAAGGAUCGGCCAAGGAGCGUGAAGAUCUCCAAGUGGAUGCCGACCACUCGGCGGCAGCCUUGAAAGCUACGAACAUGACUGCCGACGCGAAUCAGACCGUGACAAGAGAUAGAACUACGACACCAAGACCACAUUAUUACGUCCCUAAACCGACGCAACCUCCGACGAACAUCGGUCAUCACGCCGAACGUCCGCACUUUUCAGGAUAUUAUGGCGGAUACUCGCAGGAUCUGAGCCACGUGGACCUUACGUCAGGCUCGGCCGAGUACCACGUUCCGGAUCACGGCCCGAUCAAUUACAAUUUGCCGUACGAGCAGUCCGCUAACUUUUAUCGCGAUGACGCGUACUCGAGUCAUCGCGUCAACCCGUACUUCCCCGGGUCCUUCUCGUCAGACCAAAUAAACGGCUACGUGGGCACGGACUUUGGCCCGGUGUACCCUUCGGAGUAUCAUCCGCCAUAUGGCGGUGGCUUCAAGCCCGUAAAGUAG